Messenger RNA from Capsicum annuum, 942 nucleotides. RefSeq lists its product as uncharacterized. The coding region runs from base 1 to 942 and encodes 313 amino acids. Lineage: Eukaryota; Viridiplantae; Streptophyta; Magnoliopsida; Solanales; Solanaceae. The record is from RefSeq and is a predicted model, not a curated record. The transcript has 3 exons.
AUGGACUUUCUGGCUAAGCACUUGCUAUCCGGUAAGACUGAAAUGGUCAAGGCUGUGGAUUCUGAGGGUACUAUAUCUGCAGGUACUGAUGCUGAGGCAAACUAUUUGGAGCAGCAAAUGAGACAACUUUCGACUACUCUGAAUCUGAGAAAAGCUAUCACUUUACCUAGUGAUAUGAUUCAGAACCUGCGGACCGAUGGCUCUUGUACGGUGAUUACCACUCGUAGUGGUAAGAUAUUAUCUGGCCCUUCUAUGGGCAAAGCUGUGGAGAAAGAGAGGUUGAAAAAUAAAGAAGAUAAUGAGAAAUUUAGCAAGUUAAUGACAAUAAUGAAACAGCUGACUGUGAAUUUGCCAUUAAUGGAGCCACUUGAGCAAAUGACGAACUAUGCUAAAUUUAUGAAGGAAUUGCUAACAAAGAAGCGAAAGGUAAGUUGUGAGCCGAUUGACAACAUCCAUCACUGUGGUGCUGUGUCUUCACAAUCCUUAGUGCAGAAAGAGCCUGAUCCUGGAGCAUUUACCAUACCGUGCACAGUUGGGUCUAUAAAGUUUACCAAAGCUUUAUGUGACUUAGGAGCAAGUAUAAAUCUGAUGCCGCUUGAUAUCUACAAAAAUCUUGGAUUGGGGGAUCCUACCCCCACAACAAUGCGUCUUGUUAUGGCAAACAGAUUGAUGAAAUGGCCAGUAGGUGUAUUGCAUGAUGUACCGGUAAAAGUGGCUGACUUUAUUUUGCCUGCAGACUUUGUGAUACUGGAUUGUGAUGUUGAUUUUGAGGUACCCAUCAUCUUGGGUAUACCAUUAUUAUCCACGGGGAGAGUAUUGGUUGAUAUGGAGCUCAAUGAGCUCAAGUUCAGAUAUGGGAAAAAGGAGGCCAGAUUUAAAAUACAACCUCCUAUGAAGCAGUUAGAGGAGAUGAACAUCUUCUUAGUUGUGGAUGUAUUCUAA